This is a messenger RNA of Chara braunii, 5646 nucleotides long. The record is from the annotation of a GenBank genome assembly. NCBI's taxonomy places the organism in Eukaryota, Viridiplantae, Streptophyta, Charophyceae, Charales, Characeae.
UGCGACGGCGGCAGCAGUGCCACAUCGUCAGCAGUGCCAUGUCUGCAGUGCCACGUCAGCAGUGCCACGUCGGCAGUGCCACGUCAGCAGCAGUGCCACGACAGCAGUGUGCCACGCCAUCAGGAGUGCCACGUCAGCAGUGGCUCGCCACCAUAACGGUCCCAAUUUUGGGCAUGUUGGGUCAACUGGCCAGCGAGUCCAUUGUCGAGUUCCGACAGUGGAUUCAAUAUCAGCUCGCACAGCUCGAGGUUGAGGAACAACGUCAGGCGGCAGCGAAGGCUGCCCGCCUACAGGCUGAAGUGGAGGCAGCAGCAGAAAAGCAGCGGCUUAAGGCCACUGCUGACGCAAAUGCCCAGCCCCGCCGCAAGCAGACCCAAGAUUUGUUUAGGGGGUCUACCCCUACCAGGUGGCUUGGGAACAGGUGUGUCUCUGUGAUCCAGGAUGUCGUCGACGUCCACGUGGCCAUCCAUGGUUGGGGGCAACAUAGAUCUCCGUCAUGGGAACUGCUCCGUCUCAAUGAAAGGUGCAAGCUUGGAGGCUUGAAAAACAGGUCCGAGCUGGCGAACCUCCAGCGGGCCGUGCGGAACCAUAAGACUCAACAUGAGGAUGCCACACGGGCACUGGACGCCCGUGUACAGGACUUGGAACAAGUUCCACCAAGACCAGAUGCUGGGCCUUCCAGCAGUGCACCCUCUAGCCGCCAACUGGAGGAACUCGUUGACCACGUAGUGGCAAUGCUCGGUGACAUCAGCACCUUCGCUGCACCGACCACCAUCAGCAGUCAGCUGCAUACCUUGAAGACCGAGGUCCAGCAGCUGCAGUUGACGAACGCGGAUGGCAAUAUGAAGUUGUACAAGAUGCCAACUUUCCAACUGGACAAGUUCGACGACUACACGCAGCAGGAUCUGGUCCUCUGGUGGGAAGCAUUCACAACGCAACUCAGGAUUCUGCCCGUCGCCAAGCACGCGUACAUCGGCGCCCUGUUCAUGAACUCAAAGGGCGGAUGCCAGACCUGGUUGACCCACGUGGCAACCUCCCACGACGUCGACGUACCGGACUUGAAGGACAAGAUCACAUGGGAGGAACUGACACGGCUGUGGAAGAAGCGGUUCAUCGUCGACAACGCGCCAGCACUCGCCAUCAACCGUCUGUUCACCAUGUCACAGGGCAACACCACAACACGGGACUGGCUCACGGAGUGGCAGAAGAUUGCGGCAGUACCCAAUCUGGACUUGUCAUUCACGCAUUUACGCCGUGAGUUCUACAACAGGUCCUGUGCUGCAUUGGGCCAGGCUCUUGGUGAUCGCGAGCAGUACUCAACCUUCGCUGAGAUCAUUGACAAGGCGAGGGAGAUCACCAAGACCAACAGGUCAGUUGCACACAAGAAAUCAACAUCAUGGCAGCCGACCUAUGUGGAGAAGGUACGAACUGGUCCACGACAGCAGCACUUCGCUGCAGUCCAGUCGGACAGUGGAGAUAACCCAGCAGCCACUCCAGCAUCAGGUGACGGAGAUCAGGUGGCUGCUGUCCAGCCGCGAAGCAACAAGUCCCACAACAAUGGGAAGGCGAAAUCCACAUCGCAGGCCGGAAAUGGACAGCCAGUACAAGUUCCAUGGGUCAAGUUCAACUUGACCGAGGUGGAGUACAAGUUCCACGGCCGUGAGGCGACUCCACCUUCUACUCCGCCAGAUUCGGCCGCCUUGCUAGCGGCCUCCUGCACAUCUGGGGAGGAUGCGAAUGUCGCAAGUCCUCGGUACACUUACGAGGAUUAUGCUGUCCACUUGGUUCCACCGCUGGACCAACCGCUCCAUGUGCAACAAUCCACCGCAUGCACGGUUUCAUCACCAUCGACAACCGAUUCGGCAGCUUCGCCGCAAUCUAUCGCCAGGGAUUCGACGUCAUGGUCAAGACUUGAAGAGCUCGACCCAUUGACGUUCACGGACUUCCAAUGGAUGCCCGUUCCCUCGGUCGGACGAUUGCCGAAACCGCAUUGCAACGUGCUUAUGGCACAAUUGUGGGAUUACUUGCACACUGUAGUACCAUCUCCGUUGAUGGACGUCGGAGCAAAGGUUGUCGACCUUCACGCCUACAUCGCGAAGAUCGACCGCGAGUUCAAGACGCAACGGCACGACGACAUCGACGCACCAUUGUUAUACGUACGCAUUCAGAUCGGAGAGGCGACCUGCAGCGCCAUGGUCGAUUGUGGAGCUACUCGCAACUACAUCAGCCAGGACUUCAUGGUGCGCGCCGGCCUUGGCCUACGCGUCCGGAGGAAGUCCCAGCCUACGCAAUUCACGUUGGCGGACGGUCACACGCACAAGUCAAUCGACCGGUGCAUCGACGACGUCCCAGUGUACUUCGACAUUCUGGACACCAAAUUCGACAUGAUCUUGGGCAUGUCAUGGCUGCGAAGCAAGGAUCACCCGGUGAACUUCUUCAACCACACCGUUCACGUUCGUGAUCGGAACGGAGUAUUAGUUCCAUGCACAGUGCCUCUUCCUCAUCCUUCGAUCAGCUACCACGUGGUAUUCGCCGCAAGCAUGCGAGCUUCCAUCAUCAGAAACGACAUCGAGGAGAUGGGGGUGUGUUUUCUCCAGGCCCUCCCGCCCCAAGACGCUUCAUCGACGGACUCAUCUUCAGAUCCACGCAUCACCGAGCUUCUCGACGCCUACAGCGACGUGUUCGAAGGCCCGCACGGAGUAGUACCGGAUCGGCCCAUCCGCCACAAGAUUAUCCUCGAGGACGGGGCCGUACCUCCGCGCGGUUGCAUCUACCGAAUGAGCGAGGAAGAGUUAAGUGUGCUYCGCGCACAACUCGACGACCUUCUGGAGAAAGGCUGGAUUCGGCCUAGCUCAUCGCCAUACGGUGCUCCUGUUCUCUUCGUCCGGAAGAAGAACAAGGACCUGCGGUUGCGCAUCGAUUAUCGCAAGCUCAACGCGCAGACGAUCAGGAACGCCGACCCUCUCCCACGCAUCGACGAUCUUCUCGAGCGACUGGGCGGCGCCAAGUUCUUCUCCAAGCUGGACCUCAAGUCGGGAUAUCACCAACUCGAGAUUCGCAAGGAGGACCAUUACAAGACCGCGUUUAAGACGCGAUAUGGGCAUUUCGAAUGGCUGGUUAUGCCAUUUGGCCUUACGAAUGCCCCGGCCACUUUCCAAGCGGCUAUGACCAUGGAGUUCCGACACAUGAUAGAUCGAUACGUACUUAUCUACCUCCACGACAUUCUGGUGUACAGCCGGAGUUUGGACGAGCAUGUGGAACACCUGCGCUGUAACGGGAGUGAGGCUGAGGCCAAGUACAAAGCCAACCGCGACAAGUGCGAAUUCGCGUGGCAGGAGCUGGAGUACUUGGGACACUAUGUGACGCUGCAAGGCAUCCGUCCGCUUGCGGACAAGAUUGAGGCCCUACGAGUAUGGCCCGAGCCCACCAACACCACGGAUGUUCGUUCAUUCAUGGGAUUGGCGGGCUACUAUCAGCGAUUCAUCAUCGGAUAUUCCAGGAUUGCUGCACCUAUGACGAGGUUACAGUCGCCAAAGGUGCCAUUCGUAUUCGAUGACGACGCACGCCGGUCAUUCCAAGCACUUAAGACGACUMUGCUUAUGGCACCCGUCCUUAGCAUCUAUGACCCCACCUUGCCGACGAGAGUGACUACGGACGCUUCCGGCUAUGGCAUUGGGGCAGUCUUGGAACGGCACGAUGGCGACGAUUGGCACCCUGUGGAGUAUUUCAGCCACAAAGUGUCUCCCAUCAACUCGCUUGAUGAUGCAAGGAAGAAGGAGCUACUCGCGUUCGUCAUGGCUCGCAAGCGAUGGCGGCACUUCCUCCUUGGGCGUCGUAGGUUCACAUGGGUUACGGACAACAAUCCAUUGACCUACUACAAGACGCAAGAUACGGUGAGCAGCACGAUCGGACGAUGGAUGUACUUCAUCGACCAAUUUGACUUCACACCGAAACAUCUUCCCGGCCUCUCAAAUUGCGCAGCAGAUGCACUCUCGCGAAGACCUGAUCUUUGCGCUAUGACACAUCAUGCCUUCGCAUUCGACGAGGAGCUUCAGCGACACUUCAUCCGGGCAUACCAGUCGGAUCCGGACUUUGUCACGCUAUAUGCACAGCUAUCUUCGGAUCACCCGGCGGCCAGCCAUUACCACAUUGCCGACGGGUACUUGCUCCUCCACUCGAGAGGCAAGGAUUUACUGUGUGUCCCACACGACCGUCGUCUUCGGACUCGCCUCCUCGGCGAGUAUCAUGAUUCACGACUCGCAGGCCAUUUCGGAGUCAACCGCACUAUUGCACGGCUUCGACAGCGAUUCCGAUGGCCUGACCUCAUUACCGAUGUCACUCGGUAUUGCGACUCGUGCGAAGUUUGCCGACGCAGCAAACCCCGCAACCGCAAUCCCUAUGGCGAGUUACACCCGAUGCCUAUUCCACGGGAACCCGGUCUCUCCAUUGCUAUGGACGUCACUGGUCCAUUUCCUCGCGCUUGUCUCGGGCACGACGGCAUCCUCACGGUUGUGGACCGAUUGAGUAAGUACGCGCGUUUUCUCCCUUGCAAGUACUACUCCACGGCUCCCGAGCUGACACGCCUCUUGCACACUGGUUGGAUUUGUGGCUACGGUGUACCAGAAGACAUUGUCAGUGACCGCGAUACUCAUUUCAUGUCAGCAUUUUGGACUGCUCUCAUGCAGGAGUCCGGCACGAUGAUGAAACCAAGUUCGGCUCGGCAUCCACAGACAGACGGGCAGACGGAGCGGGCACAUCAAACCGCUCAAAUGAUGCUUCGUACGCUCAUCCGUCCGGACCAGAAAGAUUGGGUUGACCGCCUCCCCGACAUCGAGUUCGCCUACAACACUUUGGUGCACCCGGCAAUCAGCGUGACUCCAUUCGAGUUGCACCACGGUGGACGGAAAGGCCGUAUCUUCGCCAACCUUCUCCUCCCUCGACCAGCCGACAUCGACGCCGCUUGCUCCCCUGCUUCCGUUCGAAAGUACAGGGAAUUGUUGACUCAAGCCCGCACGAACAUGCAAAAGGCUCAAGUCCGCAUGCAGCAGCAAGCCAACAGGCGUCGCGUGCCAUGUCCUAUCCGCGCCGGUGAUCUGGUUUGGGUCUCYGCGGAAGAGUUUGCACUGGAACAGGAUGUUUCACGCAAACURCUUCCCAAGUGGUUUGGACCAUGGUCUGUGACAGCAGCCGCGGUCGAUGAGCCCGAUGGCCCUUCAUUUGUGAUCAACAUUCCAGAGCAUCUGACGGUCCAUCCAGUCUUUCAUGCCUCGAAGCUGGCAACUUACACGCCAGCCAAGAGCGACGACUUUCUCGGCCGACGAUCGCAGGACCCUCCUAUGGAUGCUCAUCAAGAAGUUGACCGUGUCAUCACCGAUCGCAAGUACGACAGCAAGCCGCGGCAGUAUAAAGUCACAUUCAAAGCAUGCGAUCGCGACGACACUCGGUGGAUUCCAGACGCAUAUUUGAAAGCAUCCCCACUGCUCAUCUACGCGCAUUAUGAAAAGCGGAGAUUAGCUCAGGAAGCUUCACGACCAGCCCCUCCCACCCGGACUGUGGUCCCUCCCUCAGACAGAUAGCUUCGCCCUCGCAGGUAAGCUCGGUCUUUCAAGGAGGGGGGGGUGUGGCAUACUGCGUAGCCACAUGGGC